Molecule: messenger RNA, 1197 nt
Organism: Megalops cyprinoides (Indo-Pacific tarpon)
Lineage: Eukaryota; Metazoa; Chordata; Actinopteri; Elopiformes; Megalopidae
Product: serine/arginine-rich splicing factor 10-like
Exons: 6
Coding region: 95-901 (268 amino acids)
Molecular function (GO): RNA binding
Source: RefSeq, a predicted model, not a curated record
UCCGCGCCGCCUGAAGAGUUGUUUGAGGCUUUCGCGGGUGGCGUAGCAUUUUGCCGUGUGCACGCUUGUUAGUUUUGGGGCAGCUUUUGUAAUCAUGGCCAGGUACUUGCGGCCUCCAAAUACGUCUCUUUUCAUCAGGAACAUCUCGGACGAGGUAAGGCCGGAGGAUUUGCGUCGUGAGUUUGGUCGUUACGGACCAAUAGUAGAUGUCUACAUUCCAGUUGACUUCUAUACUCGCCGAGCAAGAGGAUUUGCGUACAUUCAGUUUGAAGAUGUGCGUGACGCCGAGGAUGCCCUUCACAACCUGGACAGGAAGUGGGUCUGCGGCCGGCAGAUCGAGAUCCAGUUCGCCCAGGGAGAUAGAAAGACGCCCAAUCAGAUGAAGAUGAAGGAGAGGCACUCGCCGCGCAGCUUCUCCCGCUAUGACGAUUACGACCGGGAUGGCCGCCGCCGGCGCUCCCGCAGCCGCAGUUACGAGAGGCGCCGGUCUCGCAGCCCUUCCUACGAACGCCGGCCACGGCGCUCCGAGAGCCCCAGAGAGCCCCGAGGGAGGCCAUACGGGAGACAGAGACGCAGCAGGAGCCGAGACAAUGACAGGCACAGACCCCCCCAGCGGGAGCACCACAGGCCACACCCCGACCCCCCCUCCCACAGCCGCUCCAACUCCCCGUCGCCAUCCCACUCAAGAUCACGUCCCUCAGGCAAGAAGGAGUCCCGGGCACUGUCCCGCUCGCCCUCAAAGUCCCUGAGCCCGCCCGCUGAAGACUUCCACCUUGCCUCCAACUCCCGCGAGUCGCACGACUCGCACCUUCGCUCGCCCUCCCGGUCACGAUCGCGGUCCCUCUCUCGCUCCCGCUCCCGCUCAAGAUCCUGGGCAGGGCGCAAGUCGGGGGGACACUAACCUCCUGAAGCCACGUUUUGUUUCCAGGCGUCUGCUGCUCUGUGUUCACUCUUUGGUUUUGCAGAGGAGAUCGUUAUGUUAAGUGUUCUGUAGUUUCACAGACAAGUUGGAGGGAAGUCGGUCUGGAUUGCUCCUAGGUUAAGGCCAUGGCUGUGCUGGGUUUGUAAAUUUAGGCAGAGUUUUGGUGAAUUUGUUUUAUAACGUGCGAGGAUGGGGAAAGUGGGUAUAAAUUCUUACUGUAAAAUGACCCGGUAUGGCCGAACGGCAGCAUCUUUUUUUUUUUUUUCUUUUCCUUU